Molecule: messenger RNA, 3719 nt
Organism: Myxocyprinus asiaticus (Chinese sucker)
Lineage: Eukaryota; Metazoa; Chordata; Actinopteri; Cypriniformes; Catostomidae
Product: fatty acid 2-hydroxylase-like
Exons: 7
Coding region: 103-1227 (374 amino acids)
Biological process (GO): lipid biosynthetic process; fatty acid metabolic process
Cellular component (GO): membrane; endoplasmic reticulum
Molecular function (GO): iron ion binding; fatty acid 2-hydroxylase activity; heme binding
Source: RefSeq, a predicted model, not a curated record
AGUCAGUAGUUAUAGUCCACAAUCACAGCAUAAAUUUAGUGGGGGUCCCACCUGCGUGCUUAUCACUCAUACGUUCUCUAUCCUCUUGUGGACACCCCCUAAAUGAAAAAUAAUAUGUCGCCUUCGGUGUCCCCUCGCUUUUUCUCAGAAAAGGAGAUAGCCACGCAUUGUACCAAGGAUUCGUGCUGGGUGUUGUUAGGGACGCGGGUGUACGAUGUGACGGGGUUCCUUCGGAUGCACCCGGGCGGAGAGGCGCUCAUUCUCCGCCGCUCAGGCAAGGACAUCAGCCUCGAGAUUGAAGGACCCCCGCAUCGGCACUCGGAGAACGCCCGGAGGUGGAUGGAGCAGUACUACAUCGGGGAAAUCGACAGAGACAGCACAGAUGAGCACACGGAGACUCUGAGACAGAGAAAGAAAAUGACAGAAAGUACCACAGAAGAAGAAGAAACUUCAGCCAUCAACAAAUGCAGCAAAGUCGAUGAAGAAACGGAUCUGGUAGACUGGAAGAAGCCUCUAGCUUGGCAAGUUGGAUACCUCGGAGAAAAAUACGACACUUGGGUCCAUCAGCCUGUGGACCGACCAAUCAGACUAUUUGAAAAUGACUUUUUUGAGGCCAACACAAAGACUUCAUGGUACAUGGUGCCAAUUGUGUGGAUGCCUUUAGUUAUUUUUCUGAGCUGGUACUGCUAUACAUUAUUGGCACAAGAGAGUACAAAGCUAUUCAUUACAUCAGAUUACUCCAUUCUGAUCCACAAGUACAGCUUUCCAUUUAUUUUCAUGCUUGGCAUGUUCCUGUGGUCUUUCAUCGAGUACUGCAUCCAUCGCUUUGUCUUCCACAUGCGCCCACCCGCCCACAAUUAUUACCUCAUCACGCUGCACUUCCUGCUACACGGUCAGCACCACAAGUCUCCAUUUGACGGCUCUCGUCUGGUGUUUCCUCCGAGCCUGGCCGGCAUCAUCAUCGGUAGUUUUUAUCUGAUCCUCAUGCAGCUCUUUCCCGAGGGUCUGGGUACCUCCCUGUUCGUCGGGGGUCUGUGUGGAUAUGUGGUGUAUGAUAUGAUCCACUAUUACCUGCACUACGGCUCACCAAGCAAAGACUCCUACUUGUAUGGACUAAAAGCUUACCACGUCAAACACCACUUUGAACACCAACGGGCAGGUUUUGGGAUCACUACCACAUUUUGGGAUUACCCCUUCAACACAGUCAUCCCUGAGCAGACAUUUUAAAAGAGUCCAUCUUUUGCCACAAUGACCAAACCAAUAUGCCACAAAAAACUCUCAUAAGCCUUUCCCUUUCCCAAUCCAUCUUUGUUAAUAGGUACAGUGUCUUACCCCACUGCUGUUACCAGCUAUAGUCUAAGUUUUUCAUCGCCACCAUGAUCAUCAAUUUUACUAGAAGGGGGAGUGCCUGAAUCACCAAAUGUCUAGCUAUAUAAAUAUUUAUAAACUGUAUGAAUGUACUGAUGAAUCAACCGUUUUCCAAAUUAUGUCAGAUGAAACUUUUAUUAGAGGCACUAGAAUAACAAACUCACAGUUUUGCGCAUCCAUGUAACGAUAGGAAAGGCAAAGACAGAUACCGGUAAGUGUAGGAUGGUGUGUGAAGGAGUGGACGGAUGAGAGAGUGUAACUGAAUCUUAGCUGUAGUGUUAAUAUGCUGAAGGGUGGCAGGAGGAGUGUAAGGACCUUGCGGCCCGUUCGGUGGCCAUGUGAGCUAUUGACUUUAAGGAAAACUCAAGAAAGUCUCAGAUGCUUUAAUCGUCUCAGUGUUGAUGCUCCAACCGCUUAUGGACCAUUGGUUCCUCCAGCUGUCUGUCAAGCUUAGCUCCUCCCAUUAAUGAUGUCAUCAGCUUGUGUUUCUCUUAUUACCAUUCUACGUAGGGCUGCAACUAACAACACUUUUUAAUCAUCGAUCAAUUAUUUCUUCGAUUAAUUGGAUAAAAAGACAAAUUGUUGUGUAUUUUAAUGAAUAAUGAUUGUUCAUCUCCAAAUAGUGUGCAAAGUGAAGGCUCUGAAAACAAAUAUAUAUGUGUGAUUGAAUGCUCUACAUUGUGCUGAACAUUGUGCUCAAGCUAUAAAUAUAUAUAAAUUGCAAUGGCUUUUCACAUUAUCAAAAAAAUAAAUAAAAAAACUUAAAUUUGGGAGCAUAAAUAAUAAUUGAAUAAACAAAACAAAGGCAAGGUUUCCACUGAAACGUAAUUCCGUUGAAAUAUUUUAAGUUGUUGCAGCCCUAGGGGGCCUUUUACAUGCACUUUUGCGACCAUCUGCACUGUUUUGAAAUUGGUUUUCUAUGUAAACAUGCAUAAUAUGGAUAUUUUUUCCAUUGAAUGGCACUUAAAUCCAUGUUUCAUUCUGCUUUUUUGGUGUGGGCUAAUUUAACCCUAUAGGCUCCGGUUGUCUUUAAUCUUGCACUUUGUUGUAGGCAACAUGGGGAAGCAAGUUUCAGUACCUGAUGGCUAGAUCACAAGCAUACUUUCCUUUCUCAUGUCAUUCACUUUGAGGUGUUUUUUGCCAAUUGACUUGCUAUUAACAAUAUCCUGUACUGGGAAGUCAUAACCAGCGGUUCCUCUGGUAAUAUGUUACAUAUCCAGUGAGAUAUUAAAUUAUUGAGAAACAAAGCUGGCUUUUGAUUCCCCUGACUAGCACAUGGAACUGUGUUGUCAUGAUUAUACACUAUUGAGGGCAUGAAGCAGGGUGUAUGGGCCUCUCCUGUCGGUGGGGGUUGCCAGCUGUCCGUAGCCGUCACAGGAUAGAGGGUCUGUAUAAAUCCUCUGUUGUUGUCAUAGAUCUAGCCGGCACGACCCCCCAAUCUUGUGUGACGAUCUGUUGUAUCUGAACAGGCAUCAGGACAGGGCUUAGAUAUUAGAACAUCCUCAGCUGAUCUCUCAUCAGUUCAUAUGGCAGAUUUUUCAGAACUCCUGAAUCUCUGUUUUGUCCGACACUUUUGUAUUUUCGGCGCUAGUUCUAACCGCUGCCUCAGUCUUGACACUGGUUAAACUCGCUGCGUUGAUGUUGAAAUUCUGGGUAUUUUCCAGAAAGGUAAAAUGAGAGCUGUGGCCUCAUUUAGCUCUGCUUUAUUGGUUGUAUUCUAUCAUUUUGACAUAUUCCGAUAUGAGCAUAAUUAAUGUUACAUAUGUCAGUGAUGGUACAUUGAUUUUCUAGUUUAUUGUAUGAGCUUUUUGAGGCCACUGUAUCCUAGUUUGUCCUUGAAAUUAUAAUGUAUGUAUUUAUAUAUAUAGAUUGAGAUUAUAUCCUGAUGUGCCUUAUAGGGGCAUUCCCCACCUUCCUGCUAUUUCCAAACCAAUCACGUAAUUGGUUGGAUGUCUCAGCCAAAGACAUGGUAGAGGGUGUCAGGGUUUGACAUAGGGCCUUUCUUCCUACCAUGAUUAAAUGGCAGAACAAAAAUAAUAAAUUGCAAUGGACAUAGAAAUUAUUUUUGAUUAUUUUGUAACUGUGACACCCUCUUGAGCUUACAUGGAUAGAUCUCAUGGCAUAAGAGAAUGCUUUCAGUUAAUCAAGUGAACAGAGCAAUAUAUUUAUCUGUUUACUUGUAAUCAAUGGAAGCUUUUAAUUUUGAUAAAGAAAAUCUUGCAGCUACAGAUGUCUCUAAUAAAUCCCAAAAUCUGUUUACUACUAUGUAUUUUUAUGUUGGAAUUUAAAAUUUCUAUGCAAAUGCAACUGUAUUUGUAAAUAAACGUAUAUAUAUUUCUGAAAAGAUUUAG